Messenger RNA from Saccostrea cuccullata (small rock oyster), 4035 nucleotides. RefSeq lists its product as uncharacterized. Bases 1 to 4035 code for a protein of 1344 amino acids. Gene Ontology annotation, molecular function: nucleic acid binding. The record is from RefSeq and is a predicted model, not a curated record. The transcript has a single exon. NCBI's taxonomy places the organism in Eukaryota, Metazoa, Mollusca, Bivalvia, Ostreida, Ostreidae. Gene Ontology annotation, biological process: DNA integration.
AUGGGUGAGCAAGAACAAGCUGCAGGACCUGUACAGGUGUACAAUUGUCCGUUCAGAUUACCUCCUCAACUUGAUUUAUCCUCUGGAAAUGUAUCCGAGAACUACAAAAAGUGGAAAAGACAAGUUGAAGUUUACAUGUCUGCGUCAGGAGGAAUUGACAAAAGUAAAGAGGUACAAGUAGCAAUUAUUUUGAGUUGUGGUGGACCUCACGUAGUCGAGAUAUAUGACCAGUUUCAGUGGGAAGAUGAAUCUCAUAAGAAUGACCCUGCUAAGUUAUAUGAGGAGCUACAAGCCUAUUGUAAUCCUCGUUCCAACGAAGUGUUAGAGUCUCACAGAUUCUGGAAGUUACCUUAUCAGGAACCCUUUGACAAAUUUCUUACAGAAUUACGAACACGUGCAGCGUCAUGUAAUUUCCAGGAACAAGAGAGGAUGAUGCGUGACAAGAUCGUAUUUACAGCUACUGGUAAGCUACAAGAAUUACUGUUACGAGAAGACAAAUUGACUUUGAACAGAGCAAUUCAGAUAUGUAGGGCUUUUGAACAGUCAAACAUACAUGUGAAAGAGCUACGAGAAAACAUCACUUCAUCUAACAAAGUGAAUAAACUAUCUACAAACAAACGACAGAAAAACUUCACAAAGCAGAAAGUGACACACAAACAGAAAAGUGAUUCACAGCCUUCAAGCAAGGAGAAGAAAGAGUGUGAUUUCUGUGGUUAUAAACAUGAACAUGGCAAAUCUAAUUGUCCAGCAUGGGGCAAAAGAUGUGACAAGUGCAACGGGAGAAAUCAUUUUAAGUCCAAAUGUAAGAAAAUACAUGCUGUUGACGAAGAAAGUGAAGACAGCCCAGAGUUAGAAGACAGUUGGCUCCUCGCAUUGAAAAGUAAAGACAGACAGAGCAAAGACAUCACUGCGAUAAUGAAUGUAAAUGAUUGUGACGUACGUUUUCAGUUGGACAGUGCAGCUGACGUAAAUACCAUUUGUCAGAAAUAUGUGAAGAAGGAACAGUGUCGUCCGUCAAACAUUCGUCUUAACAUGUGGAACAACACUCAUAUGAAACCCCUCGGUGAAGCCGAUCUUGAUGUAAUCAAUGCGCGUUCCAACGUCGUCCAGAAACUUAGAUUUGUAGUAGUGCAAAACAAUCUUACCUGUCUACUUGGCAAAGAUGCAAUUCAAGACAUGGGACUUGUGACUGUGAACAGUGAAAAGUUCAUAUCUAAAGUUGGAUUAGAACAGCCUCUUGGUGACUUGGGCAUUGCAACUCUGAAAGUUGACCCCAGUAUUCAACCCAAAGUACUUCCGUGUAGGAAAAUACCGAUAGCUAUCCAGGACUCAGUUAAGCAGGAAAUCGACAGACUUGUUGAUCGAGGUGUUUUGAUACCAAUAACAGAACCAACAUUGUGGGUUAGUCAGAUGGCCGUGGCUCACAAGUCAGACGGAAAGUUGCGAGUUUGUAUAGAUCCACAACCUCUUAACACAGCUCUGAUACGAGAGUACUACCGAUUACCUGUAUUAGAUGACAUACUUCCAAAGCUAACGAAUGCUAAGGUAUUUAGCAAACUUGACGUUAAAGAAGCAUUUUGGCACGUUCGCCUUGAUGAGAAGUCGAGCAAACUUACAACUAUGAUAACGCCAUUCGGGAGAUACAGGUGGGCUCGAUUACCCUUCGGAUUGAAAGUGUCUAGUGAAAUCUUCCAGCGACGGUUAGACGAAGCAUUAUCAGGACUGGAAGGUGUGUAUAGCAUUGUUGAUGACAUUAUUAUUGCAGGAUGUGGUGACAGUGAAGAAGAAGCAAAACGUGACAAUGAACUCAAGAUGCAGAAAGUUUUCAAGAGAUGUGAAGAGAGACACAUUACACUAAACAAGGAUAAGGAAGAAUCCGGACUUCGUGAAAUUUCAUUUCAUGGACACAAAAUUUCUAAAGAUGGUGUCAAGGUUGAUGAGAGUAAAGUGAAAGCUAUCCUUGAAAUGCCAGCACCGACUGAUGUCUCGGGAAUCAAACGUUUAUGUGGAAUGGUUCAGUACAUGUCAAAAUUCCUACCAGACUUGUCGAAGGUAUUGGAACCACUACGACUACUUACCCGUAAAGACCAAAAGUGGAACUGGGACAGCAAAUGUAGGUCAGCAUUUCAGAUUUUGAAGCAUAAGUUGACAGAAACUCCAGUUCUGGCUUAUUUUGAUCCUUCAAAGGAUGUAACACUGCAAGUUGACAGCAGCAAAGAAGGAAUUGGUGCCGUACUACUCCAAGAUGGAAAGCCGGUCGAGUACGCAUCAAGAGCUCUUACAGAAGCAGAGAGAAAAUGGGCUCAGAUAGAGAAGGAAGCUUUAUCCGUUCUCUAUGGACUUGAACGCUUUGAUCAGUACACUUAUGGAAGGAAAGUUUUUAUCCAUAAUGAUCACAAACCAUUAUCUGCUAUAUUGCGCAAACCAUUAGGACUAGCACCUAAAAGACUGCAAGACAUUAUGAUGCGUUACUUCAGAUAUGAUGUAGAAUUCGUAUUUGAGAAAGGAGUAAACCUUGUUAUAGCGGAUACGCUAAGCCGAGCUUUUCUCAUGACAACGGAAGGAAGUCUAGAUGAGCGUCAUAGGAUUCUAUCUGUCUCAACGUUACAAGAAAACGAUGUACCAGAUGUCAGAAUUCAAGAAAUUAAGGACAUGACUGCUAAAGAUUCAGAGAUGCAAACAUUGGCCGACACCAUAGCCAAUGGAUGGCCUGACAGUAAACAUGAUCUUCCAACGAGUGUGCGCCAUUACUUUGAUUUUCGUGACACUCUCAGCUUUGAAGAUGGACUCAUCUUGAAAGGAGAAGCAAUCGUCAUUCCAAAGGCACUUAGAUCAGAAAUGAAGAUACGAUUACACAAAGCACAUCUAGGAUAUGACAGUAUGAUAAGGAGAGCUCGUGGUGUUAUUUUUUGGCCUGGGAUGAAAUCCGACAUAAAACAGAUAGCAGAUUAUUGUGGAAUUUGUCAGGAAAGAAAACCAAGAAACUGUAAGGAACCUUUACUUCAGCACUCAACUUGUGAAUUACCUUGGCAGAAAAUUGGACUAGAUUUAUUUGAGAUACAAGGAAAACACUACAUGGUCUCGGUAGACUACUUUUCCAGUUUUAUUGAGGUAGAUUACCUACCAACAACGACAAGUGCAAGAGUGAUUUCAUUGCUUAAGAAACAGUUCUCUAGAUUUGGCAUACCAAACGUUAUAAUAUCGGAUGGUGGACCACAAUUUAGAUGUCAAGAAUUUCAGGAUUUUGUGAAGACCUGGAAGAUCGAUCACAGAUUCUCAUCUCCGAUGCAUCAGCAAGCAAACGGAAAGGCUGAAUCUGCGGUGAAGAUCAUCAAAACACUGAUGAUUAAAGCACAGGAGGAUGGAACAGACCCGUAUGAAGCGUCACUUGAACAACGUUGUACUCCAAGGCAGGAUACCGGUCUAAGUCCAGCACAGAUGAUGUUCAACAGAGAGAUACGUGCUACACUCCCUAUGAGAUCUCAAGUGAACAAUGAUUUUGGAAUAGUGAAGUCCAAACACAGAUCCAGACAGAUUGCCGUGAAGAAAUCUUAUGAUAAGAAAGCACGAAACUUACCUGAAGUCGAUAUUGGACAGUCCGUUUAUUUCCAACACCGGGAAGGACAAAAUUGGAAGCUUGGGAAAGUGAUUCAAAUACUUGGACAGAGAACAUACGUUAUUAAGGACCAACAAGGAGUCGAAUAUCGAAGGAACCGAAUUCAUAUUAGACCAACUAAAAUACAGAUCCAUAUUCGUGAUCAAUCUCCAGUUCGUGAUGAACCAAUCAGCAAACGUGUACUCUGUGAAUUUCCAAAACCGUUUAGUGAACCAAACGAGUGUAUAUCUAGCAAACAGAUACCAGUGAUUACAGACUCAAACGAACAACAUUGCGUACCAGACUCGAUUUCAGAAACUGUCGUCAGCAAGCCUCACAAGGAUACUACGCCAGAUACUCGUGCAAUGCCAAUAUCGCGUGAACCGUCAUUAAGGAUCCGUAGGAAACCAGCAUACUUGAAAGACUAUGUUCAAAAUUGA